Molecule: messenger RNA, 936 nt
Organism: Acanthochromis polyacanthus (spiny chromis)
Lineage: Eukaryota; Metazoa; Chordata; Actinopteri; Pomacentridae
Product: troponin I, fast skeletal muscle-like
Exons: 7
Coding region: 113-628 (171 amino acids)
Biological process (GO): muscle contraction
Cellular component (GO): troponin complex
Source: RefSeq, a predicted model, not a curated record
AAGCCUCAUAUAUAAACCUCAGGGAUGAUUCUUUCCCACUGCCACUGGUCAGUGCUGUCCUUCUUCUCAACUUUCUGUCCCGUCGUAGUUGUGAAAAAAAGAAACCGCCAACAUGUCUGACAAAAAGAUGACUUCGAGCCGCAGGCAUCAUCUCAAGAGUUUGAUGCUGCAGAUUGCGGCGGGCAUGAUAGAAAAGGAGAAAAAGGAACUUGUCGUUGCCAAGCAGGCCUACAUGGCUGAGAAAUGUCCCACUCCCAGCCUGAGUGGAGACCAGACUGCCCUCAUGGAAACCUGUAAAAAGUUGCACGCCCUCAUCGAUGCAGUGGAUGAGGAGAGGUAUGACCUGGAGGCCAAAGUGAGCAAGGCUGAUAAAGAGAUCGAUGACCUGAAGAUCAAAGUGGUGGACUUGGCCGGAGUGAAGAAGCCUGCUCUGAAGAAAGUACGUAUGUCUGCUGACGCCAUGCUGAAAGCUCUUCUGGGCUCCAAACACACAGUAAAUAUGGACCUGAGGGCCAACCUGAAGCAGGUCAAGAAGGAGGUGAAAGAGGAGCCUGCAGAGGCGGUUGGUGACUGGCGUAAGAACAUUGAGGACAAGGCUGACAGGAAGAAGAUGUUCGAGGCUGCCUAAAGAACUUAACUCUGCUCCUGUAGCUGCUCUGGGCCGUUAGAACUUUUUAUCAAAUUUCAGGAUUUUUUCAGUGAAUUGAAAUACCCUUUGUUUCAUUAAAUUUGUAAGUUUCAGUCUACACUGUUAUUGUACAUUUGUAUAGUGAAUGGUUUAGACUGGUAAAGACCCUUUCAUUUCUGAUAUUUCAGGAUCACAGUUCUCUGCAGUGCUACAUCCUGUUCCCUCUAUUGACAUGGUCACUUUUGACAACUUCCUGCUCCUAGUCUUUUUGUAAUAAAUGUGUUUUUUUCCUACAUCUGCUGACAUGA